GUUCUGUGGAGGAGCAGAUCUUCUCAGAGGAGGCACGAUCUGCCCAAAAAAACAGCCCCGAGAAGAGCAGAAGCAGGAAAGUGAUAAUGAAAGUGGUUGUGGAUGAGGGGAAUUCUGAGGAGGAGCCGAUGUGGUCGGUGCAGGUAGGCGGCCUGUAACGUUGCCGCCUCCGGCUCCUGCCGUGACUCCCGGGUUGACAGGCGGCGAUGCUCCGAACAUGGAGGAGGAAACGGAGCUGGCGGCGGCCUGCAAGGCGCUGCGUUCGUACGCUGAGACCUUUGGAUGCCCGCAGGUGGACUUGAGAGGCCUCCCCUUCUCCGCAGACGACGGCAGCACCAGCGGCGGUGGCAGCGGCGGUGGCAGCGGCAGCGGCGUGCAGGCAGGUUUGGGCGGCACCUGGCAGGCGGACCGGACAGCCGGCGCAGCGGAGGACCUGCUGGCCCUGAUGAGGGAGGUGCAGAGCUUCCCAGAGGGCAUUGCUCAUUUGCUCUCUCAGACCGACCGCCCGGGGUCCCCGGGCGCGGGUCACGGCGUGCCGCCGGGCUUUGCGGAACUUUUUUCUACCACGGCUUGCAGCGCUGAGGACUCCCAGGAGGAUGCGGGGCCGGAGGGGGGGGCGGACACUCAAUGGGGUGCAAAGAUGCAGGAUACGGAUCGGGACCCGUUCAUCUGGCCUGACCUGGGAGAAAUACCAGAUGAUUUAUCUGAAUACCUGAAUGACGAUUACCUCAAGAAGUUUGUGGUGGACACGGAUGUGCUCUUCAACGACCCAUCGCUGGAGUGCGAGGAGGAACUCAGCACCUGCAGUGCGCUUCCCAUGCACCCAGAGGAGGCCGCCGCGGACGUCCUGCAGCAGGAGCCGUCGGACAAAACGGGCAACCGCAGACACAGAAGGAGAAAUAGAGCCCCCCCGGCCGAUGAGGACACACCGUCACGGCCCAAAAGACAGAGAGCGGCAGGUCGACCGAAAACCGUCCUGGAACCGGCUGAGCCAUCGGUGCCUCCAGGGUCACAGCCGAGGUCGGCGGAGAUGGCGGGCCUCUCCGCCCCCCCACCGAGGAUCCUCCACCUCCAUCCCUCCAUCCAGUUCAUCCCCAUCCUAGACGCUGCAGCAUAUCAGGGCGUCCCUCUGAGAGUCUCUCAUCCGGUUAUCAACCUUCCGCUGCCCAACACAGCUGCAACACCCACUUACAUACUGGUUCCUGCUGCCUCGCCACCCUUCCGACAGCAAGUGCCCCCCCUCUCCCCGAUGGACGGAGCGGUGGCGCCGGUCCGAAUGAGUUCAUCCCCCCUGGGGUCUCUGUCGGACACGGCGAGCAAAGCUGUCUCUCCGACUCGUGCCCCGCCCCCCUCCCCCAGCGACGAGAUGAAGGAGUCCGCUGUUCCGCUGUCUCCUGCGGUCCUCGAUGUUCCACAGGUUGUGAAAGACUACAUUCUGGAAGCCAAAGAGCACGUCCGUCAGAGCUGCAAGGGUAUGGAGUCUCAUUACGUGGAUGUGCAGGUGAGCCAGAAAGAGAUUCUCCACUCGGGGAAGAACACUAACAAAGUUCUGGAGAAGGAGCUCGUUAUUGCGGGAGAUACAGAUCGACAAAAAAGCCUUUUGGGGCACAUUCAGAUGUUUAAAGGCUCAAAGGGAGACAAACCCAAAAGCUUCGUGCUGCUACUCGGCAACGCCGGCAUGGGAAAAACCACCCUGAUCAGAAAACUGUGCCUCGACUGGUCCAGGAACUGCUUGCUAGAGUUUGACUUUGUCUUCUCUUUAGACGGCAAAGCACUCUCUUUACCGGAGACCUCGCAUAGCCUUCAGACUCUCCUGUUGAACUUCUCCUCUUUGGCCCCUCCUUGCACGGACCCUGAGGCAGUGUACGCUCAAAUCCUCGCGGCCCCCAAGCGCGUGCUCGUCAUAUUCGACGGGUUCGACGAGGUGCGGGACUAUGAAAUCCUCCUCCAGACUCAAGAAAAAGACUUGAUAACGUCAUUGCACAAAGACAGCAAAGCGCCGGCCUACACGGUGAGACAGUUGUACUCGGCCAUCCUUCAGAGGGUCCUUCUCCCUGGCUGCACGCUGUUGCUCGCCACGCGGCCGCGAGGCAGCGCCAGCCAGCUGCUGAGGCGGACCGACAGUCUUUUGGAGGUGUGCGGCUUUAACCCCGCCAACGUAGAAACAUAUUUAACCCAGUACUUCGCUGACAGGGACCUCGGGGCAGCCGCUGUGGACACCUUGAAAAGCUGCAGCUAUCUACAACUCCUUUGUUGGAACCCUGCUCUGUGCCGGUUGGUCUGCUUGGUGUUGGAGCACCGCAGAGGUUUGGGUGACUUACCGAGAACUUUAACCGGGCUCUGCCAUCGAGUGCUCUGCCUGAAGCUGGAAGGGGAGAGAAGGAGGGCGCUCUCAGAGGCCGAGCCUCAAUCUGGGCCAUCGGCAGAAGAAACGCAAUCACAAAUCUCAGGGAGUUCUCCAGGCGACAGGCGCCGAAGAAACGCCCGGUCCGGAGCGGAAGUUCGCACGCGCUCUCGCACCCAAAGCGAGAAAGAGGAAGACGGCGUCAACGGGGAGAAAAUGAAGAGCGUUGGCGGCGAGGUGGACAGAACCGAGAGAGCGUUGCUGUCCCAGCUGAGUUCUCUGGCCUGGAAGGGUGUCAAAGCGAACUCGUCCAUUCUCUCCACUGAACUUGCCAUAUCUGCCAAACUCAAGGCGUUCGGCCAAAGGACAGGGCUCUUCUUCUCUUACCGCCGGAGGACGAGGCCAGAUGUCUCGAGUGAUGGUCGAGACGGGGGAGGAGGAGAGGACGGAGAAGAAACGGGAACACAAAAGAAUGGAAAAAGGAGGGGAAAGAAGGGGAAGGCGUAUGAUGAAGACGCUGGUGCAAGCGAGGAGCACUUCCUGCUGUGGGCCAACCCUUUCCUGCAGAGCUACCUGGCAGCAAUUCAUCUGUCUCUGUCAAGGACCGUGACGGACCGGGCCUUCCUCCAGACGCUCCCUUUCCACCCGCGCCAGAAGGAGCGUCGGCGGCCUCAGAGGGAGGAGGUCGAUCUCACCCAGCGAUUCGCAGUCGGGCUCCUGUUCCACGACGGGGCCGAGCUGCAGAGGCUCCGCUCGUCCCCGGAGACUUCCGUCAGAGACAUGGUGGCCGCCAAGCAGGCGUUGGUGACAAGGCACCUUGAGGGGCUUUCCCACGGGGACCUGAGCCCCGCCCAAGUCCUGGAGGCUUGUCACCAUGUUUACGAGGCCAGUUGCACGCACGGCGGCGGCGGCGGAGUGGGGGGCGGCGCGCGCCUAGUCGCUCACCUGGCCGCCAACCUUCCAGAAGUCCUGACGUUCCACGGAGUUCCGCUCACGCCGUCGGACGUGUUUGCCGUGAGGAACGUUCUCGAAAGGGGUGGAAGAGAAGGAAGGAGUUUCUGUUUGGAUUUGGAGGAUUCAGGGAUUCAGAUCCCGGGCCUCAGAGCUCUAGUCGGCCUAGACAACAUCAUUACGUACAGGGCGUGCAUCGCUGAUGUCAUCUCCUUGUGGGAGCAGCUGGAGCAGAGUGGCGAAGAAGUCCUCUUACGAGAGACUGUGUCCAAAUUCAAGAUCCACCCUCUGAAAGCCACGCGCGCCUGUCACGUGGAACACCUGGCCAAGCUGGUGCACUUACACGCGCGCAAGAGGCUGUCGCCCAGUUCCAGCCAAUCGGAUUCCAUCCUGUCCGAGGGAGUGCCAGCUGUCAAAGAGCUUCACAAGCUGGAGUUUGAGCUCGGGCCGGAGAAAUGUGCCCCGGUUCUUUUGCAGCUUUGGGAGCUCCUGCCUGGUCUACAGAAUCUCCAACACUUGGAUAUGGAGAACAGUAAGAUUGGGGACGGAGGAGCAGAGAAACUGGCCGAUGCUUUGGUUCACCUUGGAUCUCUGGAGAUACUUAAUCUCUCGCAGAACUGCAUCGGCAACGAGGGUGUUAAGAAACUAGCAAUCACACUGGGGGAUCUACCCAAACUGCACGGCUUGAGUCUCUACAGUAACGAGAUUUCCGAUGAAGGGGCCGAGAGCUUAGCGGCUGCCCUCCCACAGGCGCCGUCGCUCACGGACCUGGACUUGGAGUACAACAAGCUGACAGACGUCGGAGCACAGAGUUUGGGAGCAAGUCUGAGAAACUGUAAAAAGAUGAAGACUCUGAGGAUGUGGAACCAGUGUAUUCCAUAUGGAGUCUUUGAGAGACUUCAGCAGCAGGACCACCGGAUCCAUUGGCAGUAGAAUGAGAAGCACUCACUGGAACAAAGACUGUGUGUGUGUGUGUGUGUGUGUGUGUGUGUGUGUGUGUGUGUGUGUGUGUACUUGUACUGUGUUUUAAACGCUUGUAGAAAGUUAAGAAGCACAUUUGCACUGAUACUUGAAAAUAUGAAAUCAUGGAUUUGUUUGCUGUUUGCUGCGGCUUUAAAUGAGACAUUGCUUAACAAUCACACGCACUUUAAAGUAAAUGGAAUGGAUGUCGCAGGGUUUCAUCUUUCCUUUCCUCUUUUUCUCCAAUAGUUUUAUAUGUUUACAGAGUUUGAUUUGUUGAGCACUUCUUUUGGCUUCCUUUUUUAUAAAAUGUCAGUUCUCUAUUUUGAUGCAUGUUGUAGUGUUGUAUGUCCAAACGCAGCAACACUAAGUUCAUCAUGGUACCUUAUUUAUAUUUACGCCGAUAUGUGUUUAGAGUGAGGGCAGAACUAAUUGUAAUAAAAUUAUUUGAAAAAGUCAUAAUCAAUUGCUUGUAGUGUGUUAAAGAAAAUGAAGGAUACAGUUCUUUGGGAGCUUUAAGACAAAAAUUCAAAAUAGGUACUAAUUAAGAACUGAAUAACAGUUCUAUAUUUAGUUAGUGUGACCAUACUCUCAAAUAAAGUCAAACGUAUUCUUCUGUAUUUAACUAAUGUGAAAUAGCUUCAUGCCUUCAUAACAUCUUGGUAAACUUGGAUACCAAAGAUCACACAAAUCACAUCAGAAUAUGUCAAGUAGCGUAUUAGUAUAAUUUUAGCGAGCCGACGCCAUCUAGUGCACUAAGUGUAAAGUGACAUCCAAGUUUAAAGCCUGAGAUG
Messenger RNA from Pungitius pungitius (ninespine stickleback), 5049 nucleotides. It is a transcript of the gene ciita, whose product is annotated as class II, major histocompatibility complex, transactivator. The coding region runs from base 218 to 4228 and encodes 1336 amino acids. The transcript is spliced from 22 exons. NCBI's taxonomy places the organism in Eukaryota, Metazoa, Chordata, Actinopteri, Perciformes, Gasterosteidae. Gene Ontology annotation, biological process: positive regulation of MHC class II biosynthetic process; positive regulation of transcription by RNA polymerase II; positive regulation of MHC class I biosynthetic process. Gene Ontology annotation, molecular function: ATP hydrolysis activity; protein binding. The record is from RefSeq and is a predicted model, not a curated record.